This is a messenger RNA of Siniperca chuatsi (mandarin fish), 5249 nucleotides long. RefSeq names its product euchromatic histone-lysine N-methyltransferase 1b (gene ehmt1b). The transcript is spliced from 26 exons. The record is from RefSeq and is a predicted model, not a curated record. The coding region runs from base 49 to 4011 and encodes 1320 amino acids. Gene Ontology annotation, molecular function: protein-lysine N-methyltransferase activity; zinc ion binding; histone methyltransferase activity. Gene Ontology annotation, cellular component: nucleus. NCBI's taxonomy places the organism in Eukaryota, Metazoa, Chordata, Actinopteri, Centrarchiformes, Sinipercidae.
AAUAAAUGUGACGUAAUCGCGAGUGGGCGGAGUUUACGACCAGGCACCAUGGCUUCGGUUGGACCCGAGCCUGCUGGUCUAACCAAGGGCAGCGUGGAUAAGGGUGCAUCCACAAAGAAGGAGGAACUCGAUGCAGCAAGCAACGGAGAGGAAAAGAUAGAUAGAGACAAAGAGGUAGCAGCCAGACUGGCCUCUUCCCCUGCAGAAGAGGCAAUGCUAAACGGCACCGAAUGUGAUGACACAAGGCACAAGAGCCCGACGAACGGUUCUGCAACAGGCAACAGCAAGACUUUAAUGUUGGUAAACGAAAAUGGUAUGGCAGACACGGAGCCCCCGCACGGUUCUGUUACUGGAAGCAAUGGAUUCAUUCUCACUAAGCAGCAGCAGGAAGGCUGCUCUGCAGCGCCGCCAGGUUUGGGAGUUUCCCCUCACAGGACUAACUGGUUGUCUUCAGGCUCACCGACAGGGGGACACACGGCCAAACCCCUCCCUGCCUUGGCGUCUGGGUGUGCACAGAGCUCAGGUGUACUAAGGACUGACCCCAGUACAGGGACUACAACGGGACAGGGGACACCAGACUCUAAAAAUGGCACAGCCUUGUCUCCUGCCCCAGCUCCAGCACCCAUCAUGAUACACAGAGCGCGCAAGACCAUGUCCAGACCUGCUGUCAGCCCAGCACAGAAGCUUCUUAACAGGGAAUUAAGAGAAGCGAAGAGUGCCAAAAUGGAGAAAAUGGAGACUCGUGUAACAGAUGACGUGCUGAAAUCUUUGCAGCAGUCCUCCGCUCAGAACCAUCUACCUCAGAGUCCACCGGAUACGCAAGCUUCAGCACGAACAGCUUCACCAGCACCCGCGGCUCCCGAAGCUCCUGAAGCUCCUGCUGCUCCUGCAUCACCUGCGGCUCAUCCGGCUCCUCCGACUUCUCCAGCUCCAUCCAGGCUCCAACUAGGCUCUUACUCAGGAGGGUUGUCAUCCCGUAAGAAGAAGAGGAGGAUGGGAACAUACAGUCUGGUUCCCAAGAAGAAAACCAAAGUGCUUAAGCAGAGAACUGUGCUGGAAAUGUUUAAGGAAUUACAACACUCUGCCAAGAGCCUGGAGUCUAAAGAGGUAGCAAACAUAAAUGGGGAGAAGGUCGAAAAUGCAUCUGAGGAGGAAGAGUCCGAGGAGGUGGAGUCUGAGGAAGACGAGCGACAGCAGCCAGCAGAAGAACCUGUCAGCGCUGUCCAGGAAGCAACAUCUGAACCCAUCUCUCAGGUGGGCGAUGAGCAGGAGUCUGAAGAGUCCGGAGAAGAAGAGGGAGAGGAGGAGGGCACAGAGUCCGACUUGAGCACAGAGUCUAGUCUGAAGAAGAAGUUGAAAAAGAAAACAAAAGCAGACAGCGCGUGGCUCAGGCCGUCCAGGAAACGAAAGAGGAGGUUAAAGGCCAAAGAACCGGAGGCGAUGGAUCAGCCUCAGGCUUCAGCUCAGGCCCUGGCAGGCGACGGGAAGGAGUACACGCAGAUUCCCUCACCUGAGUCUGUUAACCUCAACAAGCCCCAAGAACCAGCAGUUCCCUCACAGAUCAAAGACACUUCAGGGUCAGCGAUGGAGGAGGCUCAGGAGCUUCCGCUCUGCAGCUGCCGCAUGGAGACGCCCAAGAGUCGAGAGAUUCUCAUCCUGGCAGACAGGAAGUGCAUGGCCACAGAGAGCGUUGAUGGACAGCUGACCCGUUGCCAGGGUGCCAUACUGAAACAUGAAAUGAUGCGUCCCUCCAACUCCGUUCAGCUGCUGGUUCUGUGCGAGGACCAUCGCAACGGCAUGGUGAAGCACCAGUGCUGCCCCGGCUGUGGCUUCUUCUGCAGGGCUGGGACCUUCAUGGAGUGCCAACCAGACGUCAGCAUCUCCCACCGUUUCCAUCGUGCUUGUGCCUCGGUGCUGAAAGGUCAAAGCUUCUGUCCGCACUGUGGAGAGGAGGCCAGCAAGGCCAAGGAGGUCACCAUCGCCAAGGCCGACACCACCUCCACUGUUCCCCCGGCGCUCGCACACGGACCUGCCACGCCGGGGGUCCCCGAGGGCCGAGCAGACACCACCACUGGCAGCUCUUCUCGCCUGGCCAUAGGGGCUGAAAUCAGCGGCAGGGCCGACAGCUCGCUGUCCAUUCGUUCUGCAUAUGGACUCGACACCUCUGCUGUACCUGGGUCGUCCAGGGCCGCAACACUGCAGGCCGGGACGGGAGCAACUGUGCCACCUACAGCCCCUCAAGGACCACCUAGAGAGACUCUAGAGAGCAUCCUGGUAGCUCUCGACACAGAGAAGCCCAAGAAGCUGCGUUUUCACCCCAAGCAACUUUACCUCUCAGCCAAACAGGGAGAACUGAAGAAGGUCUUGCUCAUGCUGGUGGACGGUAUUGACCCUAACUUUAAGAUGGAAUCUCAGAACAAACGCACCCCGCUCCACGCUGCAGCUGAGGGAGGACACAAAGACAUCUGCCAUAUGCUUGUACAAGCCGGUGCGAACUUGGACAUAUGUGACGAAGAUCAGCGGACGCCACUGAUGGAGGCCUGUGAGAAUAACCACAUGGAGACGGUCUUGUACCUGCUGAGAGCUGGAGCCAGCGCCAUGCACAAGGAUGUUGAAGGGUUCACGUGUCUCCACCUAGCGGCAAAGUCUGGCCAUUACAAGAUUGUUGAGCACCUUCUGUCCACAGGAUUGAUCAACAUAAACUGUCAGGAUGAUGGAGGUUGGACAGCCAUGAUUUGGGCGACAGAGUACAAGCAUGUGGACCAGGUGAAGCUGCUUCUGUCCAAAGGAGCCGACAUCAGCAUCAGGGACAAGGAAGAGAACAUCUGCCUUCACUGGGCAGCGUUCUCGGGCAGUGUGGACAUCGCCGAGCUGCUCCUGAACGCCCGCUUUGAUCUGCAGGCUGUCAACAUCCACGGAGACUCUCCUCUGCACAUCGCUGCUCGGGAGAAUCGUGUGGAUUGUGUCACGCUUUUCCUGACUCGAGGAGCAGAUGUGUUUCUGAAGAACCGCGAGGGAGAAACUCCUUCAGACUGCUGCAGCCACAACUCAAAGGCCUGGGCGGCCCUGCAGGCCAACAGGAGGGAGAAGGAAGCCAAGAACAUGAGGCUCACUCAAGCAGAGGAAAAAGUCCUUCACAGUGACAUAGCGCUGGGGCAGGAGAGAGUUCCCAUUCCGUGUGUCAACUCUGUCGACAGUGAACCUUACCCAGACGGCUACAAAUACAUCCCCGAAAACUGUGUCACCUCCCCCAUGAAUAUCGACAGGAACAUAACACACUUGCAGUACUGUGUUUGUAAGGAAGACUGUUCGACAAGUAUCUGCAUGUGUGGACAACUCAGUCUGCGCUGCUGGUACGACAAGAGAGGUCGUCUUCUACCUGAAUUCUGCCGCGAGGAGCCUCCUCUCAUUUUUGAGUGUAACCAUGCGUGCUCCUGUUGGAGGACCUGCAGGAACCGUGUAGUGCAAAAUGGACUCAGGACCAGGCUUCAGCUCUUCAGGACCAGUAAGAAGGGCUGGGGUGUCCGUGCACUACAAGACAUACCACAGGGGACCUUUAUAUGCGAGUACGUGGGCGAGAUCAUCUCCGAAGCAGAAGCAGAGAUGAGGCAAAAUGACGCUUACCUGUUCAGCCUGGAUGAUAAGCCACAAGAUCUAUACUGCAUCGAUGCCCGUUUCUAUGGAAACAUUAGCCGGUUCCUCAAUCACAUGUGUGAGCCCAACUUGUUUGCCUGUCGAGUGUUCACGACGCACCAGGACCUUCGUUUCCCACACAUUGCCUUCUUUGCCAGUGAAAACAUCAUGGCUGGAGAGGAGCUUGGAUUUAACUACGGCAACCACUUCUGGGAAGUCAAGAGCAAGCUGUUCAGCUGCGAAUGCGGCUCUUCCAAGUGCAAGUACUCGUCAGCAGCCAUGGCGUCGCUGCAGGCGGACAGCACACCGGAGGACCAGCAGCAGCCCAGCGCGUCACCUGACACCAGCUCUUCCAACAGUCCCUCCAGUCCUUCCUAAAGCUCUCCUCACACUAAGCUUCGCUACAUGUACACAUGACUGACGGACACACAGGGGCGCCUGUCUCCAUCCUCCUUGAACUUUGAACUUUUAUCAGUGAACCUGUACUGUAUCUCCACUUCUGAGUAAAACCAUGGACCAUCGACCUUCGUGAGAACCCAUAAAGCGUUGUCACACAGAACCAGAUGCACAAUCAAAUCCUGGAAGAACUUCCACCUUUAUUCCACUUUGUGUAACAUGAACAGCAGGGGGCAGCGACGUCACUCACAGCUCACGUCGACAACAAAACAGUCUUUACAUUUCAUACAUAACUUUACUGGGAAGGAGAACUGUGCAUUUUGUCGUCUAUGUCUUUUUUAAGAUAAUUGGUUGAUAUUGUUAAAUGGCUUUUCUUAUAGAGUCAUGACAAAGGAAUUUUGGGGUCGGGGAUUAGGGCAUCGUUGUCUUUUGCAAAGACAACCUCAGCAUACAGCUGGGUUUAACUUGUUUGACCGUUGAGGUCAAUUGUAAUGAACCAUUCCAGCAAAAUUAGCCGAUAAAUAUUGAAUUAUGUUGCCACUUCUUUGUGUCAUUUCAUCUUUGUUGCAGUCUUUGAACAGACAUGUCCAACAUUUGCCACCUAUGAAUUGAUCAUUUAACUGAAAUUAUGUGAAAGACAAAGAAAUGGUGCAAAAAGUGGAUUGUUUUUUAAUUUGCUACUCAAGUGAGUAUAGAUUGUCUGACAGAAAGAUGCUGUACCAGUCCUCAAAAAUGAGGUGUUUCUAGUCUCAAAUAAAUUGGCUGACCUUUUUAUUAAGCAUGUUUAAGGGGAUCUUAACGUGUCAGAUAUUUUGCCACAGUUGUGGAAGAAUUGAUUAAACUGAAUGGAGUUAAAAACAAAACGAGAAAAUGGUGCUGACAAAGGUUUUUACUUUUGUUUUCAUUUUUAUUACCGAAGUGAACAUAGUUUGUAAAAUAAGAGAACGUUUUAUGUUUAAUUUUAACUCCAGUUUUCUAAUCAUAGUUACUGUAGUUAGGCUGUUUUUAAUUUUGUUCAUGAUUUUGCCGACAGAAGCCAACCCGUCUUUUUAAAUGUUGUUAGUAAAGCAGUGACUGUUGUGCAAAGUCUUGAAAGGUAUAAAUGAAAAAAAAGGUUAUAAAAAUGCACUUCCAUAACUUUCUGUUACAUAUUUCUGGACCCUGAACCAUCCAUCUAAUUGGUUGUAUCUUUUUCAAUAAAUUUACUACUAAUACAUUUA